This is a messenger RNA of Tilletiaria anomala UBC 951, 4833 nucleotides long. RefSeq lists its product as uncharacterized. The record is from RefSeq and is a predicted model, not a curated record. The transcript has 8 exons. NCBI's taxonomy places the organism in Eukaryota, Fungi, Basidiomycota, Exobasidiomycetes, Georgefischeriales, Tilletiariaceae. Bases 370 to 4527 code for a protein of 1385 amino acids.
GCUAACUUCGUCACCGUUAAGACGACCUCGUCCCCAAAGCAAAUGGCAGCUUCACUGGCGCACGGGUCGUUAAUCACAGGGAGUGCACAACGAUCAGCAGACUGUGCUACCUAUCCUGCCCGAAGCGAAGCACGGAAGCCGGCUGCAUCGAUCGUCCGUGUCGCUGCAGUCGGGAUCCUUAUCCCUGCAGGACAGGCAAGUACAAUUGGAGGAAGUCCACCUUCGCGUGAGCACUUGGCCACGCCGCUCAGUAUGGACAAGGGAAUGUCUCGGUAACGAGGGCAUAGUCAAUAAGCAACGACAGCGAACCGCUGAACUCGGCCAAGGCGUGUGCUGCUGCACGCGGAAGUUUCUGUAGCUUUGGCAGCCAUGACGACACGAAGCGCUAGGAGUACCAGAAGCUCCACAGACGUGCUCACUGACGGAGACGUCUAUGCGUUUCUUCUGCAAACGGCUCUCUUACAACAUAUCGCAAAGCCCCGCCCUCCAGAGUCAAACCAAGUUCGAGCAGACAGUCAUGCAUCGAGCACUUCGACGGCUACAGCUGGCUCGACAGUCAUUUCCGCGCUACCGAGCAAAAGCGUCACUGGUUCCUCUUCGGCAACAAGCUCGACCAGCAGCAGGGAGUGGGGCUUCGGGGCAAUAGCUGAAAUGUUGGUCGGCUCUUCAAAGGAGGUGCGUUUUCCGGAGAAACUCAUCAAGCGCUUGAACGAACGGCUGGAAAAGAUUGCGAUGGGAAAGGAUCCUGUCUAUCGAGACCAAAGCCUCCGCUCGACCAUCGGUAUAUUUUACGGACAGUACCAGGGGGCUUCUUUUCAGAAACAAAUGAGGGACAAUCGCAAGGUGGAAGACCUGGUUCUCCACUUUGCCACUGCAGCUCAGGCGUCUUUGCGCAAACGAGCGACCGGAGAUGAGUGGAAGGAAGAGCUGGAAGUGCAGGUCGGCCAGUUUGUCAAAAUUAUCAGGGAGGCGCUCAAGACGGUCCACGGCGUGCCGAGAGAGCUGACAGAGCGGCUUGAAGCGUACUCUGCAAAGCUCACCCCCAAGCCCAUUUCGCUCACGUCUAUCAACAAUGGUCUGACCCCAACGCCUGUCCCCAUGCGAAGCUCGAGCACCCUGCAAACACCGACAGGAUCAUCCAUCGGGCCCAGCAGCGCAAGCACCUCAGAACAAGGGCGUCGGGAUAGUGCAGCGAGCACACUGUCCAUGGAUCCAAUAGCCGACUCCGCGCUCAUCCAGGCUGUUGGGCGGUUAUUCCACGUGCAAGCGUCCCAGCUGCGCUUGGAUGUGCAGAGUUUGCGCAAGACAUGCACCGACAAGGCGGCGGUCGCUGAUCUCAAACGAUGUACAGCCAACAUCAACCUAGGCGGAGCCUGGCCGGGGUGGCGCGAGGACUUUCGUUCUGAAGAGGCGUGGCAGGGAUGGAAAUCACAAGAGCUCUCCACACUUUCGCAGAUGAUCAUGCGACUGUGUCAGAAUAACCCUGAGCUUCUCAAGACCACCACAUCUUCGGGUGCUGGCAGUGUACCAGACGGGAACAGUGGGACAGGGUCUGUGCGACGCGUUUCCGCGACUGGUCUUUCAAAUGGCGCUGAUGCAGGAAGCGUAGGCCGAGCCUCGCCUGUCAUUUCGUAUGGAACUGCGGAAGACGCGCUGAGCGCCGAUGGCGAAGAGGGUUUCACAUACAUACCACCGGAUCCAAGACGCGUAUACCAGCGCGCUCUCGAGCUCUGCCUCGAUUUUGACCUCGAGGAGAUCCGGAAUCAGGAAGACGCGGAGGAAGUGUCGCUCAGCAUUCUCUCGCCUGGGCACGUAGAUCUGCUGAAGGAGUGCGCAUAUUGGUGGAGAAUCUCCACGUCCUUCAGAGCGCUGGCCAACCUUGACUACAUUCGCAUAAAGUUCCAGGGAGGGGAGGCUCCAUUAGACUGCGUCUCGGUCGCGCUGGCUUCGGUGGACAAGGCGUUGCAAGAAGCACCAAUGGACAAUUGGAUGGUUGCAGACCGGCAGCUUCUUGUGAGAACUUAUACACAAGUCUUUGACGGCGUAAUGCAGGGCUUGUGCGAAGCAUUCCAAGACGUACGAACAGCGGAUCCGGAAGAAGUGGCGAGCUUCGCUUCGAUCGUGCAAGAGGUACAUCGCACCGGGUUUGUGCGGAUUGAAAAAUCCUUCGAGAGGGAGACUGUCGAUCUUGAGGAGCACAUAGAAGACAUGAAGGACAGCAUUCGUAUCCAUGCCAUCCACGAGUACACCGCCAAGACGACUGACCUCUUUUCGCAGAUCUUGGCGAACGAGGUCGUGCCCCUGGUGCAGCUUGUAGAUUGGCUCGAAAAGGCCGCGAAGCAUCUCGAUCGUGCAUACCCGUGUCCGCUUCUGAACUCCAUCGAUCCAGUCUCGCUUGUUCUGGAAAAGCAAGUGCCAUUGUUUUUUGACGACCUCGAUUCCAUGAAACGGCAGAUCCUGGAGCAUGCACUGCGGGAGCAUGAUGCCCUUGCUUUCGAUGACAUCUUCAUGCUCUACCACCGCACUAUGACACUUUGGCGAAUGUUCAAGGCGUUCUGCCCGCAUGUUGAACCAUCCUUCGAUGUCGCCAACUGGUUCGAGCCGCAUGUGCAACACUGGCUGAUGACGACGAACAAGAAAACGUCAGAAUGGGUCCACACAGCUGUCCGCUCCGAUCGCUUCCUGCCAAUCGACAGCGCAGAGGCCUAUCAUAGCUCAUCGAUCGAUGAUCUUUUCGGCGCGCUGCAACAGCCACUCGAAUUCAUCCACUCGCUCAAGUGGCCCAAUCCUCUCAAACAGGCGCAGUUCCUCACUUCCCUCUCCAGGACUUUUAGCCAUGCCAUCGAGCAGUACUGCAACUCUGUCGAGGAGCUCUUCAUGGAGGAAAUGUUUCCGCGAAGCGCCGAGGGCCAAGAUGCGCAGCAGAAGCAGUCUGCGUGGAUGGUCAAAGCCAAGCAGACGUUGCAAGGGGAGAAGAAGGUCGAGCCAUUUCACUUCCAGCCCGAGUCCUGUGUCAAGCUCAACAACAUAGAAGCGGCGCGCAUUUUGCUAGACAAGCUCUACGAGCGCGUCGAUGCCGACAAACAUGCUCGGAUCAUCGAACAACAUGCAUCCGAUCCGGAAGUCCAAAAAGCCGUAUUGCAUCAGAGGCGGCGCUACAUCUUCACUGUGAAGAUCGUGCUUGGCGAAGGCUUGCAGCCAAUCAACACAAGUGGAUCCAGCCGAAUAGACUCCUUUGUCACUCUCAGCGAUGAGCGUGGGAAUCGUAUCGCCAAAACUCGCACCAUUUACGAGACCCCUGAUCCGAGAUGGGACGAGGUUUUUGACAUUCCUGUCGAGCAAUCCAUGUGGCUGGCAGCUACCGUUUGGGACCGCAAGCUCGUGGGCGACCACGCACUGUGUGGCCGAGCGUAUCUGCGACUGGAUCCGCGCUAUUUCGGCGAUUUGCACUCACACGAGCUUUGGCUUGACCUAGAUACCCAGGGCAAGCUGUUACUUCGAGUCAGUAUGGAGGGCGAGCGGGACGACAUUCUUUUCCACUUCGGCCGGGCAUUCAGGUCUUUGAAACGUGCAGAGGGCGAUAUGGUCCGCAUCAUUGUCGACAAAAUGUCAAUCUUCAUCCGGCAUUGCCUAUCCCGACAAAUACUGCGCAGUCUUGUCAAAACAAGCGGAAUCAAUUUGGACAAGGCGCUCGUGAACAUGAAAGCACUUUACGCGACUGCGCUCGCCAGCACCCACGCCAGUGCAUCUGUGAUUCCUCCGGUUGAAUCUGAAGCCACUCGUAAUCGAAGUAAGGCACAGCAGUUGACGGAUACCGAGAUUGAAGCGGCAAUCACGCCAUUGUUAGACUACUUUGAUGAAUGUUUGGGCACACUUAAAAGCAGUCUCAGCGAGAAGCAAGCGCUGGUGGUGCUUACCAAGGUGUGGAAGGAGGUGCUCAACAUCAUCGAAGGCAUCCUCUUGCCGCCGCUCUCCGACGCUCCGACGGACAUGCAGCAGUUGUCUGAAAAGGAAGUUGACAUUGUCUUCAAGUGGCUCUCGUUUUUGCGCAAUUAUUUCAAUGCUUACGACGAGGAGACCGGCACGGCAGGCGGGGUUCCUCUGGAAACUCUACAGAACAGCAAGUACAGGGAGAUUCUACAGUACCUGUUAUGGCACGACUCCUCCACAGAUGCUUUGAUGGAAGAAUGCGCCCGUUCGAUGCAACAGUCCUUGCGCAAGCAAGCCGGUGGACAACUCGCUAAAAGCAAGUCUGUGUAUAAUCAGCGUAGCCUCGGGACUAUCAAGCAGAGGAAACAGGACAAGAAAAAAGAAGAGGAAGCCCCCAACAAUGAGAUCCUUGUCAUGAAGCUGUUGCGAAUGAGACCCGGUACUCAAGAAUUUUUGGCUUCGCAACUGCGGCUGAAGGCGCAGCUAUCUGCUUUAACCGGCGUCCAAAGUCACAAGGACCUUCGUCGAGAAUCCGACCAACCCAGGUCACGCGGCGCGGGCAACGGUCCCCACUCUCCGGUGCCACCUCCCAAGUGAAAGGCUCACUGCUUGUAGUAUGCGGAUAGCGCUCUCCAUUGAUACCCGGGCAUCGCGUGCCAAGCUUCUCGCUUGGUCGCUGCACAUUUGUAUUCAUUUCGAAGGAUAUUAGACCUGCGCGUGUGGCAGGAGUCUCCCCGGAUGGAUGAGCAAGUCAGGAUCCUCUGCCAGAUGCCAUGUUGCAGCGUUCAAAUGACGCCCGUCAGCUGUGUAAAGGUAAAGAAGCUCCGAGCCGAUAGCUACGGAGAUUACGGUGCAAAUUUCGACUCGAUCGACUGCAGGCACGAGAAGUUGUCGCAGCGUCGC